AUGAGUGCAGUAUCAGAAUAUAAUGAAAUUAAGGAACAAUUGAAUAAUGUAUCAGAACAACUCAAUCGAGUUGAAUUAUUACUCAAUAAUAGUAUGAAUCAGUUAUUGAAUAAAAUCGAUGAUAGUAACCGUAAUAUAAUAGAUUUAUUCAAAUCUCGUUAUACUUCACUAGCAGAUGAUCAACAACAAUCUUCUAGUCGACCAGUUAAUGCUCUUCUGAUUAUUGAUGUACAACAUGAUUUUAUUAAUGGAAGUCUUUCUCUUCGAAAAUGUCCAUCUAAACAUAAUGGUGAAGAAGUUGUUCCAGUUAUAAAUCAUCUUCUUGAUUCCAUAGAUUUCGAUGUAGUUGUUUAUAGUCAUGAUUGGCAUCCUAGUGAUCACAUAUCGUUUUUUGAUAGUCUUCAUCUUCGUUCACAAUAUCUUACUAAUGAUUCAACACCUUUAGCUGAUCUUCGUCCUUAUUCAACGGCAAUAUUUGAUAUUCCUGGUGUUGCUCGUAUGGAACAAAUUCUUUGGCCUGCACAUUGUGUUCAGAAUACAUCUGGUGCUGAACUUCAUCCGGAUUUGAAAGUAAUCGAUGAAAAGAAUACACGAAAUAUAUCAGUUAUUCAUAUAUAUAAAGGAACAAAAUCCGAUAUUGAUUCAUAUUCAGCUUUUUGGGAUAAUUUAAAAUUAAGUGAAACAACAUUACAUAAAUCAUUAACAGAAAAACAAGUUACACAAGUAUUUCUUACUGGUCUAGCAACAGACUAUUGUGUAUAUUUUACAGCAAUUGAUGCAUUAGAACAUGGUUAUAAAACAUUUCUGAUUGAAGAUGCAAGUCGCGGAGUAGAUCCAAAAACAAUCAAGGAAAGACUUGAUGAAUUUACACAGAAACAUGGCCGAGUUAUUCAAUCUAAUCAAUUUGCAUCGACGAAUACAUCAAACGGUCAAGUAGAUCAAAUCAUUUUUACAAGACAACAAACAAUGAACUGCUCUCAAUCAUCAUUAUCAUCUGUUCAGUUUCCUAAGUUAAUUGAGAAACCUGAACCAAUUACAAUUACCUACGAUCAAUUUCAAGCAUUAAUGCAUUCUAUUCCGAAUACAUCGACAACAAGUGCUAAUACAAUUUCCACUCUUCUUGAAAAUAGUACUAUUAUUGCAAAUAAUAUUCCUUUAAGAAUUGUUCACCAAACAAGUCAUAAUCUUAUUUCUAAUAGUUCAGAUAAAUUUAGUCAUCAAGACUCAUUAACAGAAAAUAAUAAUAAUAAUAAUAAUAAUACUGAAUCAAUCAUUGUAAAUGGAAAUGGUAAUCGUUCUCGACGAAAGUUAUCACAUACUGCAAUUGAAAAACGAUAUCGAUCUAGUAUUAAUGAAAAAAUAAAUGAAUUGAAAGAAAUUGUAGCAGUUACUGAUGGAAAGAUCCAAAAAUCUGGUAUACUUCGACAUACAAUUGAAUAUAUUCGACAACUUCAAUCAACUAAUCGUCGAUUAGAAGAAGAAAAUAGUACCUUGAAAAACAUCUUGAAACAAUUAAAUUUGACAAGCACUGAUCGUCCAAGUAAUGAUGUUGAUGUACAAUCAUCGGGUAAAAUUUCUUCGACGAAAAAUCCAACAUCAAUAUUUAGUACUGAUUCAAAUGGUGAAGUAUAUAACCCUGCUAGAAAAAGAAAAAAACCAACGAAAAGUAAACGUGGUAUGGUUGAUGGAUCACGAUUAGUCUUAUGUUGUUUUAUGUUAUGUGUACUUAUAAUAAAUCCAUUUAAUUAUUUACUUGAUCGUAUCCAUUCAUCGAAUAAUGGUGGUACAACUGAAAUACAAUCAACUCUCAGUUCAAGAACAUUACAAGCAGUAAAAGAUAAUGAAAAUGUUAAUACAUUAUUAUUUUUGAGUAUAUCAUGGAAACAUCUUAUUGCAUGGAUGCUCAAUAUAGCAAUAUGUCUUGUUUGUCUUGUAAAAAUUUUUGUUCAUGGAGAACCCAUCGUACAUGAAUUAGAUAUGGAUGAAUAUUAUGUUUAUAAGAAAAAAGCAGAUGCACUUAUAAAUGAAAAUCAGUUAAACGAAGCAUAUAUAUAUUAUCGAAAAUGUUGUGAAAAACUUUAUAUAUCAAUUGAUAAUACAUAUAUUUAUUAUUUGUCUUCCAUAACAUGGCAAAUAAUUCGUUUCUUUCUUAAUAUUAUAUUUGUUGGACGUUGGUUAACAUAUUGGUCAGGUUGGACUAAAUCAAUAGAUACACGUAAUUAUAAUCGUGAAUUAAAUGAUUGUUAUUUACAAUUAUGGAAAAUAGAAUAUCGGUAUUCAAAAUCCUUAUUAAAUAUUUUAAACUUGUUUUUAUUAACAAUAAAUACAUCUAUAAAUUCAGGAAAAAAAUUAGAUAAAAAUAAAAGAAAUGAAAUUUGUUUUCUAUCGGCAUUAACAUUUAAAAAACUAGAUGGAUUAUUUCCUAUAUUUAUAUCAUAUUUAUUAAAAUUUCUUGUACCAAUUGAUAUUAAUGAUAUAUGGUUAUUAGAUAUUGAUCGUUUAAAUCAAUUCAUAUAUGAAACAAAUAUUUAUUUAUUUAAAAAUAAAUUAUUUCUAGAAUCAAUACGUAUUCAAUUUUUUCAAUAUAUUCUUUAUAAUAAUAUACAAAAUCAACUUUUAUUUCAAAAUGAACAACAACAACAACAACAAUGUAUAAUUAAAAAUAUAAAUGAACUUGAUCUAUUUUCAUGGUGGCAACAUAGUUUACAAGUUAUAAGUUGUAUUUCAAAUGAUAAACAAAAUAUAAAUAAUAUAACAUCAACAGAUUUACUUCGACAAAUAAAUUCAUCAAACAAAACUAUCUAUUAUAUGGCACAAUCAAAAAAACUUGUUAAUGAACAAUAUAUUAAGAUUAUUGAAACUAUUCAUAUUAUACUUACUAUAUUAACUAAUUAUGAUGAUGAAACAAAUUCAACAAGAAUAUUAUUACUUGAACAAUUAGGACAAUCAAGUCAAUUAUUAACAUCAUCUAAGAUUGAGACAUGUUAUAUUAAUAAUAAUGAAGAUAAUUUGGAUAUGGCAAUCAAAACAUUAUUAUUAGAUGGUAUUCUAUCAUUACGUCUUCGUCUUCUAACAAGUUCAAUCACAAAUAAUAAUAAAAAAAUCCCAUUUCUUGAUGAUUUUCAACGAGAAUUAGAUUAUUAUAGAAGACUAAAUCAAUUAAUGAAAUUACCAAAACAAAAACUUUAUUUAUUUGAAUCAAUAUUUCGUACAACAUCUGGUUUAAAUCCAUUAAUGACUCAAACAUUAUUCGAAUGUGCAAUGAAACAAUCAAAUUCUAUGAUUCAAACAAAACAAGAAUCAUUACCAAAUCUUGAUAUAAUAGCAGCACUUUUACUUUUUUGUCAUUUUUUACCAUCAACAGUAUAUCGUUAUCGAAAUAUUCUUCAACAAGCUGUUGCUAUUUCAUCAAAAACAAGGAAAAACAAUGAUCUUAAUCGUUUACAACAGCAAUGUUUGACAUUAACACGUCGACCAUAUUUUACUUUGUAA
This is a messenger RNA of Rotaria sp. Silwood1, 3492 nucleotides long. Lineage: Eukaryota; Metazoa; Rotifera; Eurotatoria; Philodinida; Philodinidae. The record is from the annotation of a GenBank genome assembly.